This is a messenger RNA of Plasmodium gonderi, 2817 nucleotides long. RefSeq lists its product as hypothetical. Gene Ontology annotation, molecular function: transcription corepressor activity; transcription factor binding. NCBI's taxonomy places the organism in Eukaryota, Apicomplexa, Aconoidasida, Haemosporida, Plasmodiidae. The record is from RefSeq and is a predicted model, not a curated record. Bases 1 to 2817 code for a protein of 938 amino acids. The transcript has a single exon. Gene Ontology annotation, cellular component: nucleus. Gene Ontology annotation, biological process: negative regulation of DNA-templated transcription.
AUGAGUAAUGAAGAAAAGGGUAUCCCCGACCCCAAUGAGAAAGAGAAUAAUAAAAGCAUAAAUAGUAAAGAAAAUUUUGCAGAAAAAUCUAAAAGUAGUGAUGGAAACGUAGGGGUGAAAUUAAACUCCAAGGGAGAAGAAUCUAAAGGUGAAAUAUGUUGCAAGGAGAGGAUUAAUGAUGAAACACGUGAAUUAAAUGGUCAAGGGAAAAUAAGUCAAGAAAAACAAGAUAGGAAAGAAAAACAAGAUAAGAAAGAAAAACAAGAUAAGAAAGAAAAACAAGAUAAGAAAGAAAAACAAGAUAAGAAAGAAAAACAAGAUAAGAAAGAAAAACAAGAUAAGAAAGAAAAACAAGAUAAGAAAGAAAAAUCAAAAAAACGGAAAAAAAAAAAUUCUGAACAGUCCAGGGAAAAUUCAAUGAGUUUGAUAUUUACUAGCGAUGUUGACAAACAAGAUGACAAAAAACGGAAGCUCAUAAAAACGAAUGAAAAACGUGAAAAAAAAGGGAGUACUAAUAAAAGUACUACCUAUAAACUGAAGAAGAACAAGUAUAAUUAUGAACUGAGUAGAGAAAAUUCAUACGAUAGUCAUAACAGCAAAGGUUCUCGUGAACACGGGCAAUUGGGAGGAAAAGGAAAUCGAAAGAGAAAUGAUGCCAAUAGACGUAAGCAUAACAGAACCACAAGCAUAAGUAGGAGUGAAUCCCCAAGUGGAUAUUCACAGUAUAGUAGUAGCAGAAUCCGUGAUGAAUAUCGAAAGCGCAAAGAACAUAAAAUAAAAGAUACAAAGAAAAAGGAGAAACAUAAGGAGGAACUAAAAAGAAAGAAUGGUGUAAAUGAAGGGGGCGCGUAUAGCAAGCUUAGCAGUUUCAGCAUAUCCAGUAGUGACAGUGAAGAUGAUAUGAACUUAUCUAGCCUAAGUGAUAUAAGUUACGGGUUUCACAAGGACAAGCAAGAGAAGAGCAAUAAGAAAAGAGAAAUUGGCACCUUUAACUCGAAGAAACGGGAUCAAAAACGGGAUCACAAAUGGGAUCAAAAACGGGAUCACAAAUGGGAUCAAAAACGUGAUCAUAAAUGGGAUCAAAAACGGGAUCACAGAUACGAUCAUGGUGAUAGUGAUAGUGGUAGUGGUAGUAAUAGCUAUAGCGAUAGCAACCAUGGUAUUGGUAGCGGAGGAAAAAGAAAAAGAGAAGAUGGAAAGAGAAACUGCGGAAAAUUUUCAGGAAAGAGAAAAAAAGGGAAGACGAAAAGUCGAAGUAAGGACUCCCACCCAAUCAGCCCAAGUUCAGAUGACGAAAUGGAGAAGAAAAAAAAAAAAAAAAAUAAAAACAACGACAAAGGUGGAAAAAAGGGUAAAAGAGAAAAAAGUGUAAGUAGAGAUGAAGAGGUUUACAAAAACAAAAGUAUCGGAGCAGGAGGAGGAAAAUUAGAGCGCAUGAAACAUCAUCUUGAGUCAAGCAAGAAUGAUCGAAAUGAACCCUUACGAAAGAAACACAAAAUGAGGAAAGCUCAUACAGAUAAAUCUGAAUCAGAUGUAAGUAGCUAUUAUGAGGAGAGUAGUAAUAGUCCUAUUGUUAAGAAAAUCAAAAUUGUGGAAGAGAAAAAGCUGUCACAGAAAAGUUUUAGAGCCUAUCAAAAUAUGGCAGAUGUAGAAUCCAUGCACUCAGACAAGAAAAUGCAACAAAAUGGAAAAAGCAAAUUAACAAAAAAAAUUGGAAGUUUAAGUAAAUACAACGUAAGCAUCGAUGGAAAUUGGUACAAAUCGAAUGCAGAUUAUUCCUCAGCUGAUGAUGGGAGGAUAUCCCAAUGUAGUAAUAUCCAAAUGGGUAGGAAAAGAAAGACCUCAUUUAGAACAUCACUGUCAGAAAAAUUAGCCUUGUCGAUUAGUAGUGGAAAAGAGGAGGAAGAAGAAGCAGAAGACGAGGAAGAAGGAGAAGAUGAACAUUUUCGAAAAAAUGGAAGAAGGAUGCAUGAAGAAGAAUCCCUUAUGAUGACAAGCAGGCAAGCCAGAAAUGAAAUUAGAAAUAAAAAAAGGAGGGAUGGUACAUACCAUAACUAUGAUGAGAACAAGGAUGCAACAUUUUUGCAGCAUCGUUUGAAGGGAGGAGAUAACAACUUCGUAGAAGGAAAAAAAUAUUUGAAUAAAGGAAGAGAACAAGUGGAUGAUCUUAGAUACAGAGAAUGGGAAAUGUUAGAAAGUGGAAAAGGACAAGAUUAUCACUUUAAAAAAAAUAGAAACGAUUAUUUUGACAAAGAUGAACGAAACAAACGAUUUACAUAUAAUAUGAUAAACCAAUAUCGACAUUGGAAUUAUGAACAGAACGAAUAUAAUCAAGAUGGAGUAUCUCUGUUUAAAAAUGAAAAACAAGAUUAUCAACAUUAUCAUUUUCGUUACAUUCGAAACAGUAAUAAUAGACAUAAUAUGAACGGAAUGGAAAAUGAAAAUGGAAUUAUUGAUCGUGAAAAAACUUGUCCAUUUCUUCUUCGAUUAUUUUACAAACUUGACAAUGAUUAUGACGAUGUAGACGAAAUAAAAUUUACAAAAAAUAAUCAAAACAGUAAUGAACUCCAAAUAUAUGCAUGGCUUGAUAUAACCAUGAGGGAAAUUGUAACCCUAGUUAAAGACUUUUAUCAGGAGAGCCGAAAGAGGAAUGCUCAUUGGAUUUUCAAAGCAUAUUCCAAUGAAAAAAAAAAAAUAGCCUUCUUAUCAAAGGUGCAUAGCACGAAAUACAAUUACAGGGAAGAUAACAAGACCCUCUUGUCAUUGAAUUAUGAGAUAGGUGAUAUUUUGUUAUUGUCUAUUAUGUUUGAGACAUAG